Molecule: messenger RNA, 1788 nt
Organism: Oryza sativa Japonica Group (Japanese rice)
Lineage: Eukaryota; Viridiplantae; Streptophyta; Magnoliopsida; Poales; Poaceae
Product: probable receptor-like protein kinase At1g49730
Biological process (GO): protein phosphorylation
Cellular component (GO): plasma membrane
Molecular function (GO): protein kinase activity; ATP binding
Source: RefSeq, a predicted model, not a curated record
AGGGACCCUCCCAAAAGCCACGGAAUCAUCACUCACACUGUAACACAAUGUAAAAUAUCAAUCUCCGUCCACAAAUAUAAGAAAACCCUGACAGUUUAGCAGAGUUCUAGAUUGAGCUAAAACUAUCUGAUUAAGAAAUAUUACGUCUAGCGGUGCAACUACAGCAAUAAAUAAAAUGAACUGGAAAAUUGGUACUUCUUCGAUAACCAUCGUACCGAUAAUCAGAUAUUCUAAACUCUGUGUAUAAAUCCCUUAUAUUUGUGAACGGAGUAGACGAAGCUGGGGGAACCAAAAGCAGGCUAGGCUGGAAGGGGACCGACACAAAGGCAACAACAAACAACAACAAUCUCAAGCACAGUACUGUAGCAUACUCGAUUACCAGUAAUCUUGGCAUUUGGCGACGCCAUCAAUCGUCCGUAGGUUUUCUGUACCUGCAUGACUCCAUCAACAAGGCAAGUAGCAGCAGCAGCAGCAGCAGCAAGAAGAAGCCAAUCCUGCAGCUGCAGGCUGCAGGCAACCAUACUGCCAAACAGUAUUUCAUCCUUCCAUCCACUCGUCAGUCUGUCUGUCUGUCAGUCAGUCGGUUGGUCAGUCACUGGCUGCUGCAAUCCAAUCCCCCAUUGGAGGUGACGAGUGUGCUCUUGCGCCGGCGCCGACGAGGAUGGGCUGCCUGAGCCGGCAUCAGCUCUGCCUCGGCGGCAACCGUGGGUUGCCAUUCCUAAGGAAAUUCAAGCACAAGGAGAUCGAGGCGGCGACGAACGGGUUCAGCGCGAUCCUGGAGGCCGGCCCCGGCGGCCGCGCGGCGUACAGGGCCCGGUUCGCCGACGGCCUCGUCGCGACGGUGCGGCGAGCCGGCGGCGACGGCGACCAGGACAGAGAGGCCUUCUACCGCGAGCUGCAGCUGCUCGCCCGCCUCAACCACCGCCACAUCGUCAGGCUCCAUGGCUACUCUGACGGCCACUCCAGGUUUCUGGUGUUCGACCAGAUGGAGAACAGGAGCCUGAAAGAAUGUCUCCAUGAUCCUCUCAGGACGCCUCUGAACUGGAGGACCAGGUUGCAGGUCGCCAUAGAUGUUGCAGCAGCAUUGGAAUACCUGUACUACUUCUGUGAUCCUCCGGUGUUCCAUGUGUCGGUCAACUCAAGCAAUGUGAUGAUGGAUGCCAAUUUUGUCGCAAAGUUAUCAGAUAUCAGUGUCAUCGGUUACGACCCGAAACGAACGGUGGAAUCCAAUGCUGCAUCUUUUGAAGAUGAAAUUCAGCAGAGGAGAAGGGACCUGGUGUUCCAGUAUGGUGUGCUGAUCCUUGAGCUAGUGACCGGGCAAUCGCCGGGCGGCGAAGGCGAGCUCGUGCAGUGGGUGCAGGAGCCUGGAUUUGCCUGCACAAUGUACAAAAUGGUAGAUGCAGAUCUUGGCAAUAUCUAUGACUCCAAGGAGCUUCGGAACCUUGUGAUCAUUGCUAGGUUGUGCACAAGGCCUGGAAAUGAUGCAAUGGUUUCGAUUCCGCUCAUUCUUCGGUAUUUGCAAGGGAAGGUGGCAAAUCUUGGGUGUGAAAGUGAAAACAUUUGUGAAUUAUCUGUGUAGGGAGCAGUUAAAAUUGCUCCAUCUUGAUCUCUGAAAUAAUCUUACUUUCUCUGUCUCCUUUACUUGUAGAGAGAAUUUUCUUCUUGUGUAUCAUUAGCAUUAUUUUUCAUGUCCAUAGAGGAAUUACAGCAAAUGAAAUUUGUGUAUGUUGAAUAUGAACAUGGCAUGGAAAUUUCUGAUGUGAACUCAAUAGACAAUACAUUCAAAAA